GGGCGGCGGAGUUUCCCGCUGGCUCGCCCGGGGUCGGCGGCAGGUGAGAAGUCCGGCGGGCGGGACCCGCCUCCUCCGGGCUCCACCUGCGCCAGAGCGGAGGCUGCCCAGCAGUCGCGGCCAGAGAGCGCGCCGAGGUUUGCAAGAAGAUGGUGAGGCUCCACAGGUCAGCCAGAGCCUUGGAGAGCUUGUGCCUUUGACGGAGGAGAGACCGCUCUCUGCGCCAUGGCCCACCUGACGCGGCUGCUCCGGCGGCACUACGGCCCACUGAAGCUGGCUUUGGUGGCUGUCGUCUUUGUCAUCUUCCUCUUCAUCAUGCAGAGAGAUGUGAGCAGCGGGGAACAAAGGGAGGAGCCCUGGCUGAAGAACAUUGUGGACAGGAAGGAUCAGAUGAUCGACAUCAUGAUGGGGGCGGUCAACAAUAUCCGGGACUCCAUGCCCAAGCUGCAGAUCCGGGCUCCGGUUCAGCAGGAGGCCCUUGAGCAAGACAGCAAGUCCUGCCUGCCCGGCUACUACACGCCCGCAGAACUGAAGCCCUUCAUGGAGCGCCCUCCGCAGGACCCCAACAGCCCGGGGGCCGAUGGCAAAGCUUUCAAGAAGGACCAGUGGACGCAAGAAGAGACGAACGAGAAAGAGCGGGGCUACGAAAAGCACUGCUUCAACACCUACGCCAGUGACCGGAUUUCCCUCCAGAGGGCUCUAGGACCAGACACAAGGCCUCCUGAGUGCAUCGACCAAAAGUUCAAACGCUGCCCGCCCCUCCCGACCACCUCCGUUGUCAUCGUCUUCCAUAACGAGGCCUGGUCAACCUUGCUUCGCACUGUGUUCAGCGUCCUGUACUCCUCCCCAGCUAUAUUGCUAAAGGAAAUCAUUCUUGUGGACGAUGCCAGUACGGAUGACUACUUGAAAGACGAGUUGGACAGCUAUGUGAAGCAACUGCAGAUAGUGAAGGUCGUCCGGCAGCUGGAAAGGAAGGGCUUGAUCACUGCCCGGUUGCUGGGGGCCAGCGUUGCCACAGGAGACGUGCUCACCUUCCUAGAUGCUCACUGUGAAUGUUUCCAUGGCUGGUUGGAGCCACUCUUAUCGCGCAUUGCUGAGGAACCCACCGCUGUGGUCAGUCCAGAUAUCACCACCAUUGACUUGAACACUUUUGAGUUUUCCAAGCCAAUUCAGUAUGGGAAGCAGCACAGCCGGGGCAACUUUGACUGGAGCCUGACUUUUGGAUGGGAGUCCAUCCCUCAGCAUGAGAAGCAGAGAAGGAAAGAUGAGACUUAUCCCAUCAAGACUCCCACAUUUGCCGGCGGACUCUUUGCCAUUUCCAAGUCCUAUUUUGAGCACAUCGGCUCUUACGAUGAUCAGAUGGAAAUCUGGGGUGGGGAAAACGUGGAGAUGUCCUUUCGGGUUUGGCAGUGUGGGGGCCAGCUGGAGAUCAUCCCCUGCUCCGUGGUUGGCCAUGUGUUCCGUUCCAAGAGUCCCCACACCUUCCCCAAAGGAACUCAAGUCAUCUCCAGGAACCAGGUGCGUCUGGCGGAAGUCUGGAUGGACGACUACAAGGAGAUCUUCUACAGAAGGAACCAGCAGGCCUCCCAGAUGGCUAGAGAGAAAACAUAUGGAGACCUCGCUGAGAGGCUUGAGCUGAAGGAGCGGUUACAUUGCAAGAACUUCACCUGGUACCUACAAACCAUUUAUCCCGAGAUCUUCAUCCCAGACCUUACACCGGCGUUUUACGGAGCUAUUAGAAAUGAGGGCGCCAAACGCUGCCUGGAUGUUGGAGAGAACAACCAUGGAGGGAAGCCGCUCAUCAUGUACCCCUGCCAUGGGAUGGGAGGCAAUCAGUACUUUGAAUACACAUCCCAGCGAGACCUGCGGCACAACAUCGGCAAGCAGCUCUGCCUCCGUUCCAAGAUGGGACCCGUGGAACUGGGAGACUGUCACUAUACAGGGAAGCACUCCCGGGUGCCGGAAAAUGAAGAAUGGGAACUGACUAAUGAUCACCUCCUUAAAAAUGUGGCAUCUAACAAAUGUCUGUCUGCAAGGGGAGAGCAUCCUUCCAUGGCUUCCUGCAACUCUGCAGAUCCCCAUCAGCUUUGGUACUUCAGCUAAGCGAUCCUGGCCAAGACCACAUAGCCUGUUGCCAAGGUCCUCUGGUGAAAGUUUCUGUUCUCUUAACUCCACUACCAAGAAGACAGAGGACAAGUUCAGAGAAAGAAGGGAACCCAGUCAAAUAUGCUGCGCAAUCACACUUGACUUACAAAACACUUUUGUGCCUUUGUGGGAUGGGAUGGUCAAAGAGGACACAGCAAACCUUGGUGUAUCUUUAGUUCUUUUUAAUUAAGUAAAAUUCCAAGCUGGUGAGUUUGCCCUUUAGAGUACCAUAAGUAUUGUUAAUCAAAGCUCCAUAUUGUGAGACGGACAACAACGGUGGUUUUAUUUUGCAGUAGAUUUAAGGGGGGGGGGGC
Podarcis raffonei (Aeolian wall lizard) is the source of this 2459-nucleotide messenger RNA. It is a transcript of the gene GALNT6, whose product is annotated as polypeptide N-acetylgalactosaminyltransferase 6. The transcript has 11 exons. The record is from RefSeq and is a predicted model, not a curated record. NCBI's taxonomy places the organism in Eukaryota, Metazoa, Chordata, Lepidosauria, Squamata, Lacertidae. The coding region runs from base 226 to 2103 and encodes 625 amino acids. Gene Ontology annotation, cellular component: Golgi apparatus.